Molecule: messenger RNA, 2833 nt
Organism: Haliotis rubra (blacklip abalone)
Lineage: Eukaryota; Metazoa; Mollusca; Gastropoda; Lepetellida; Haliotidae
Product: heparan-sulfate 6-O-sulfotransferase 2-like
Exons: 3
Coding region: 123-1133 (336 amino acids)
Cellular component (GO): membrane
Molecular function (GO): heparan sulfate 6-sulfotransferase activity
Source: RefSeq, a predicted model, not a curated record
AAUGCAACAGCCAGCGAUGAGCAGCUGUAACCUCCCUUUCAUUCUGUGACGCAAUUCAAGGUUGGUAAAGCAUCUCGUUUCUCCGCACGUUAUUUAUCAGGUGUUUCACACUGGCGUUUCCAAUGGCCGGAAAAUUUUCAUUAAUGAUAGGGAUUAUAACUAUCGUUGGUUUCCUGUGGAUAACAUGGAUCUGCUUUUCACUAGUUUUCGAAGCAUAUGAAGAACUUAACCCUGUCCAGAAUGUGUACAGGGAGGACGUACAGACAUUUUACAUCGACAAGACUGGACAUGACGUUCUGGUCUUUGUACAAAUACCCUACACUGGUGCUGAAGAAUUGUCUACUCUGCUACAGAACGGUCUUAUAUAUGGCAAGUGUCGCAGCUGCCAUGGACAACGGGACUGCCCAUGUUAUGUAUAUAGCAGAGAACAGGUGUUAUUUUCCAGCAUUAAACAUCCAUGGCCAUGUGGAUAUUACCCAGCCUUCCGGACGCUAAAGGCAUGUAUCGGCGUCUCACGAAAUCUAGGCAUUCGUCGGAGACCAUUACAGAAAAUGAGAUAUCUUUUUGGGACACUUCUACGGUACCCACCACAUCAUUUCUAUCAUGAAUGGCACGAGGUCAGGACCCAUGGAUGGCCAAAGUGGUCUCAGAUUUCUUCUGCCAAACUGGACAAUGCAAAUCCAGAAUGUCGUGCAAUGUCCAAGGGGAAAGAUGUCAGUUUUAAAACUUUCACUAACUGUCCACAGAAUCCCGCAUUCAACAGACAAACACGAAUGUUAGCAAAUAUUUCCUUGGGCGAAUGCCUUUCUACCACAAGAAUGUCCGAAAAACAGUGUUAUGAUAAAAUGUUAACUAGUGCCAAAGAUACCCUUGAACAUAUGCCAUUCUUUGGAAUAACGGAGUAUUUGUACAUGACCCAAGUCUUGUUUGAAGAGACGUUUCAGUUAAAGGUAGUCGAUAAAUAUGUUCAUGUAAAGCAUUUGAAAACAUUCAUGUCUUUAGACAAUAUUUCACGUGAAGACAUGGAAACUAUUUCUAAUCUCAACAAAUAUGAUUUCUUGUUGUAUGAUUAUGCACAGGAGUUAUUCUUUGAACGAUAUGACACUUUAGUCACUUUAAAGAUAACUGAAUAAUAACAAAGAGGGCAAAGAGGGUUUUAAUGUUUCGUCAUAUAGCUUCAAUAAAUCAUGCCUACAUAGUAACAAGACCUCACUGUUUUAUGAUCGAUCAAAGUCGUUAAAAUUUUCAGCCCUUUCGUUUGGCCUUUGCAAAUAUAGCAACACAUGUACACAAUCAAAUAUAGAGAUUGUAGAAAUGCUGUUUGGGCAUGUAGGAUGACACCGCUAUAUAGCCUUGGAUUGUACAGAUGAGAUUAUAAAGACCCUGUCAAUAUUUCAUUAAUGUGUAUAGUAGUGUAAUUCUCCCUCAUGAGGAGUCAGUGGGUUAAUACAGUGCACAGAGCGUUCACGCCCCAAACCAAGGGUCGAUUCCCCAUGUUGGUAUAAUGUGGUAAUGGUACACUACUUUGUAAUUCCCCAGAAAAGAAAGGGAUCGGCAGCUUUGCAUCAGCUGCAACUGUGGUACGCAUUCAGAAACAUCGAGGGUACUGUUUCAAACGAUGCUAGAUUCGUAAUGGUGUCAGUAUGAUCACCAAAAGUAUGUAUACAAAGUAUAGGCGUCUUCUACAUCAUAAAAUAUUACACAGAAAUCCCAAACUGUUAAACUAUUACCUACGAAUGAAGCCUGUUAUACCAAUCGGUUUUGUGAUGAAGUGGUUCCAUGAGAUGAUUUAGGAUUUGGAUAAGUUGCAGUUAUGCUGAAAAAAGUUAGUGUCCGGAUCAGGACUCCGGUGAUCAGUUUUGGAUGAAACACGCAAUACAAAGUAGUUUAGUUGUGCACUGGUAGUUUUUGAUGAGUUGGGAUGUUUAUGUUGUUAUGUUUUUGAUUUCUUGGAAAAUUAGGAUAGUGUUCCGGAGCAGAUCUCCCAAACUGUGGAAGGUAUCUUGGUGAAACUUGCUACACAGAUCAGUCUAGUGUUGAUCGCGUUCCUGGUGAUGAAUUUGGACAUUGAUAAUUACUGAACAACAUUAUUGUGUUACUCACUGAACUGAAGAUGGCCAAUGGUAAUGAACCAAAAUUGGUGUAUUAAUAUCCAAAAUCCAUUUUCCUUAUUGCACCAAAUAAGAGCAUAUGCCAUCACCCGGAGUCUCCAAGUUACUAACUCACGAUGUACCUUUUGCUUUACAUCGAAUAAAGACACGUCCAUCCCAAAGUGCUUAUGUCAUACAUUCUUCGUUGUACGUAACUAUAUGUUAGCAACUUUAUGUUCAUCUGUUCCUAUUUCGUGAUAGAUUAAUAGCUCUAAUUCUUUAUGGAUAUUUUCAUUGGGAAACGAUAUGAUUUCAAAUAUAACAAAUGACACAUUUAAGGACUUGCAACAUCACAAUCCACAGUUAAUCUUCAAGAUGUUCAGUUAGAUACUUUGUUUCCGUCAAUAUCUCAAAGCCAAAUUUCAUAAUCUCACUUACUAAUUACGAUGGCAUUCAUUCUGUAUUAAGCUGACACAUCGUGAUAUAACUCAAAUACCUUCCCAAAGGCAUCAAACCAAACGACGUUCUAAAUUACUGCAAAAGGCUACUUGUUUUAUUGAUUGUUUCCACACGUUCAACUCCCCUGCAAAACCCACCCAACUGAUCUGCAAUGCAAGUACUUUGCCCACAGUAGCAGAUUUAGCAUUUUGUUUUGUGAAAUAUACUGCACUACUGGCCAUGAUGUGGUCUCAACGAUUUGAUUGAUGGGAAGGAUAAAAAAAAUUCUCCUUAGGUGGUGCAUU